Molecule: messenger RNA, 4924 nt
Organism: Symphalangus syndactylus (siamang)
Lineage: Eukaryota; Metazoa; Chordata; Mammalia; Primates; Hylobatidae
Product: HLA class II histocompatibility antigen, DO beta chain
Biological process (GO): immune response; antigen processing and presentation
Cellular component (GO): membrane; MHC class II protein complex
Source: RefSeq, a predicted model, not a curated record
AAACUCUUCUAUCUUGAUUGGUUGUCAAUCUGAGGAGUUUCCAAUCCUGGGGAAGCCAGAAAAACAGCGAUUUAUACUCUUAAUGGGUACUUUUUGACUGAAUUUUAUGAACCCAUUCUGAAGAGGCUGACAAUUUUACUCUCUCAUUUUUUUCCUUUCUCCAGAAUGGGUUCUAGGUGGGUCCCCUGGGUGGUGGCUCUGCUAGUGAAUCUGACCAGACUGGAUUCCUCCAUGACUCAAGGCACAGACUCUCCAGAAGAUUUUGUGAUUCAGGCAAAGGCUGACUGUUACUUCACCAACGGGACAGAAAAGGUGCAGUUUGUGGUCAGAUUCAUCUUUAACUUGGAGGAGUAUGUACGUUUCGACAGUGAUGUGGGGAUGUUUGUGGCAUUGACGGAGCUGGGGCAGCCAGAUGCUGAGCAGUGGAACAGCCGGCUGGAUCUCUUGGAGAGGAGCAGAGAGGCCGUGGAUGGGGUCUGUAGACACAACUACAGGCUGGGCGCACCCUUCACUGUGGGGAGAAAAGUGCAACCAGAGGUGACAGUGUACUCAGAGAGGACCCCACUCCUGCACCAGCAUAAUCUGCUGCACUGCUCUGUGACGGGCUUCUAUCCAGGGGAUAUCAAGAUCAGGUGGUUCCUGAAUGGGCAGGAGGAGAGAGCUGGGGUCAUGUCCACUGGCCUUAUCGGGAAUGGAGACUGGACCUUUCAGACUGUGGUGAUGCUAGAAAUGACUCCUGAACUUGGACAUGUCUACACCUGCCUUGUCGAUCACUCCAGCCUGCUGAGCCCUGUUUCUGUGGAGUGGAGAGCUCAGUCUGAAUAUUCUUGGAGAAAGAUGCUGAGUGGCAUUGCAGCCUUCCUACUUGGGCUAAUCUUCCUCCUGGUGGGAAUCGUCAUCCAGCUAAGGGCUCAGAAAGGAUAUGUGAGGACCCAGAUGUCUGGUAAUGAGGUCUCAAGAGCUGUUCUGCUCCCUCCGCCAUGCUAAGGUCCUCACUGAAGCUUCUCUCUCUGGAACCUGAAGUAGUGAUGAGUAGUCUGGGCCCUGGGUGAGGUAAAGGACAUUCAUGAGGUCAAUGUUCUGGGAAUAACUCUCUUCCCUGUUCCUUGGAGGAGCCCAAACUGAUUCUGGAGCUCUGUGUUCUGGGAUCAUGCAUCUCCCACCCAUCUGCCCUUCUUCCUUCUAUGUGUACAUCAUUAAUCCCUAUUGCCGAGGACACUGUCCAGAAACUCUCCUAAGACCUUACUCCUUCCAGCCCCAAAUCAUUUACUUUUCUGUGGUCCAGCCCUACUCCUAUAAGUCAUGAUCUCCAAAGCUUUCUGUCUUCCAACUGCAGUCUCCACAGUCUUCAGAAGACAAAUGCUCAGGUGUCACUGUUUCCUUUUCACUGCUUUUAAAGAACUUUUUAUUGUCAAAUAAAAUGGAGAUACAAAAAAAUGUACAAUUUAGUGAAUUAUUUAAGGAAAACCCCUGUAAUCAAGUCAAGGAACAGGACUUUGCCAGCUCCAGCAGAAGUCUCUGUGUAUGUCAGGCCAAUCAAAGCCUCUCCCUCCCCUCAAAAGUGACCAUAGCCUGACUUUAUUGUAACCUCUUUCAUGUCUUUGUAGUCUAUUUCCCCAGGUAUGUGUUCCUGGACACCACAGCUUAGUUGUCUUUUACGUCUCUUAUACUUCACUGGUUUCUCCCCCGGCAGCCAUUUUCCCCCUUAUGAUUAAUCUGUUGAAAACUCGAGCCAUUUGACCUGUAGAGUUUCCCACACUCUGGAUUUUGCUGGCUGCAUACACAUGUUGCAGUGUAACACAUCCUCUGCCCUCUGUGCUUCCCGCAAAUUGGCAUCUGGAUUCAGAGGCUGGAUCAGACUCUGGUUCCAUCUUUUCCUUUGGAAAAUCUAUACGUGGUGUUGUGGCCUUUCACCAUGAGAUACAUAAUUUCCAGCUGUUUCUUUUUGUGAUGUUAGCAACCAUUGAUACUAAUUACUUAGGUCUGUUAAUUUAUUGGGGAUUGCUAAAUGGUGGUAUUCUGUCAUUUUUUCCUCAUUCAUAUGCUUUAUUAAUGCUACAAAGAGAAAGUUCCCUUCAUUUACUAGUGAAGAGAAACUUCCCUCCACUUACUAGUGGGCUACUCAGUGGUACAGUGGAAAGGCAGGAUCAGUGUUUGACUCUCCUUUUAUUUACCAAUUUUCAAGUUAACAAAUUGGUUUCCUACUAUUAAUAAAACCUACAGAUGGACAAUCAGGUUUUACUUUUCAUUCUUUAAAUAAUAUAGACAGAAGGAUUUAAAUGUUUGAUAGGUUUUACUCUAUUGCAAUUUUUUGCUUGUUAAAGCUUAUAUCCUAUAUUUUUGGUGAGUCAAAACUUUUUCAAGUUGCUAAAAAUGAAACUGAGUUCUUUUGACACAAAGUUCUUUUGAUAAUUUCUUUGUUAUCUGGGAUGACAAGAUGUUUCUGGUUAUCUUGUUCAUUUCUUGGCCAGACCUAAAGGUAGCCAUGUUUCCAGAAAUCCCUUGUUUAGUUUAGUGGGAAAUGACAUUUAAGACUAUAAUACAGCUUUAGGGUGUUUUGUCCCACUGAACCCGCUGCUGGAGUCACCUCAAAAGUGGCGUCAAGGGAGUUACCACAGGGAAGUGCCUGAAACCAUUCUGAGAUGGUGUGGGUUAGGAUUCAAAGAAAGAAGCACUAAAUGCCAAGGUGAUCAGUCCAAAGCAUUUGUUUGGGGAAUUUACCUACAGAGGGCUUCAGGAGUCCUUGCAGACAGCAAGAGAAAAGAGAUGUUCUGCCUAGGUAGGUCAGCAGCGAGGGGGUCAGGGUAUGGAGUUUAUAUGAAGGUUUAAGGAACCUGGCUCAGCGCUGGGACAAAGUUUCAGUGUUUAGAGCAACAACCUAGAUACCUUUAUCAGUGCCUGGGAGUGUUCAAGACCUUGGCGUGGGUUCAAGCCUGCUGGGAAAAACCUGCAGCUGGCUGGGUCACAGAGGCAUUCUGUGAUUUUUCGGUCAGGACAUGGAAAGAAAGCAGGGAGAGGGGCAGUGGGGGAGCCUAAAUAGAUAGGAGUGGUCAUUGUGUCCGGCCUGUUCAAUGGAAAUAAAACAUUUAUACAUGUAUAUAUUUAAAAAAAUCAGUUGUCCAGGCACGGUGGCUCACAGCUGUAAUCCCAGCACUUUGGGAGGCCGAGGCGGGUGAAUCACGAGGUCAAGAGAUUGAGACCAUCCUGGGCAACACGGUGAAACCUCGUCUCUACUAAAAAUACAAAAAUUAGCUGGGUGUGGUGGUGUGCACCUGUAGUCCCAGCUACUUGGGAGGCUGAGGCAGGAGAAUCACUUGAACCUGGGAGGCAGAGGUUACAGUGAGCCAAGAUUGUGCCACUGCACUCCAGCCUGGUGACAGAACAAUACUCCGUCUUAAAAAAAAAAAAAAUCGGUCUUUUCUGUAUUACUUCUGCAUCUCCUUUCUUUUACACCAAGAUCUCUGGUUUUCAAGGACACAGGGACAGACACAAUUAGAAUGUCCAUACUUACUUGCUUUUCCUGAGUUAACAUAGACAGCAGUUUAAGGAUAAUAACACUCAUACUACAGCCACCAAAAUGGCUACUGAAAACGGUUGAAAUUCUUUUUACCUACGUUCUCCCUAUUACCUGUGUUCUCCCUUUUUACCUAUGCUCUCUCCCACUUUCUAGUUGAACUAUGUCUAUAUUAGUUGAACCUGUACCAUUGCAUUGACUGCUUGCUCCCUUAUUAGUCUUAGUUCUGUGAGUAGAGAUAUGUUUAACGCUCACCAUCAUUCCUUAUGUUGAUAUCCCUGUCAUGUUGUGGUUUUCAAGGUGUGGUCCAUGGAUCCCUGGGGGGGUCCCUGGGACCCUUCAAGGGGCCUAUGAAGUCAAGCUAUUUUUCUAAUUAUACUAAGAUGUUAUUUGCCUUUUUCACUGUAUUAUUUACAUGGUGGUACAGAAAUCUAUGGUGGUCACGUGAAACUGUUAGUGCCUGAGCACAAAUCAAGGCAGUGAGACCAAGCUGUACAGGUAGUCAUGUUCUUCGCUGCCAUAAACCUACAGUAAAAAACAAACAAACAACAACAACAAAAAAGCAAAAGCCAGUGACCGUGAUGAAGCAAUAAAAUCAUUAGUUUACUAAAUUUUAAACCUCAAGCGCACAUCUGUUUAAUAGUCAGUGUAAGAACAUAGGCAGCAUUUCUGGUACAUACUGAUGGAAAGACAGUUGUCCUGUGGAAAAGCCAUUGUACAAUUGCAUGAGUUGUGAGUGAAGUUAAACAUGUUUUUUUUUUUAGUGGGUCAUCAUUUUCCUUGAAAGAAUGACUGAAAGGCACCCUGUGAUUAUUCAGACUUGGAUAUUUGGUAGAAAUUUUCUCAAAAAUAAACACUAUGACCCUAUCCUAUAAAAGAAAAUAAUAUUGACAGUGGAAAUUUGUAUUUCAAGAGAAAAUUAAAAUUUUGGAAAACCACAUGUGCUGCAGCUUCUCACUACUUAAAGAUUUUUCUGAUGAGAUUGGUGAUGAUAUUAACAAGUAUGGUUUAAAAAUUAUUGUUUAAUAAAAUAUAUCAACACUUUAAAGAUCUGCAUAAUCCCAUGAACCAAUAAUUUACAAAUAAUCAAUGCAUGAUAUUGCAAAGUCAUGCAUAGAGGAAAAGAUCCAUUUAAAGAUAGACUAGUGAAUUUUAACAUAACAGAAUAUGAAAAGUUAGUUGAUAAGGUUUCAGAUUCCACACUGCAACUAACCUGCAAGAAUCUGCCAUUUCUUGAGUUUUGGUCUUAUUGAGGAAGAACAGUUACAAUAGCUGAAAUAGCUAUUGAAACUUUCCUCCUUUUCCCAACUGUGUAUCAGAGCGAGGCCAAAUUUUCUUCUUGUACUGUAGCCAAAACAACAUAGAAGAAGAAUAUACAACCAAGCUAGCUUCAUUAAGCCAGACAUUAAA